This is a messenger RNA of Brassica napus (rape), 3701 nucleotides long. RefSeq names its product phospholipase A1-Ibeta2, chloroplastic. NCBI's taxonomy places the organism in Eukaryota, Viridiplantae, Streptophyta, Magnoliopsida, Brassicales, Brassicaceae. Gene Ontology annotation, molecular function: glycerophospholipase activity. The transcript has a single exon. The record is from RefSeq and is a predicted model, not a curated record. Gene Ontology annotation, biological process: lipid metabolic process. The coding region runs from base 1977 to 3509 and encodes 510 amino acids.
AAAGGUUGUUAGACCAUUUCAUUUACUAGCAAUAUAUUUGGUCUUACCAUAAUAUUUGACUAACAAUAUCUAACCUAAAUUUUUCUAACAAUAAUUUAUUACACCACAUCUUUUUGAACAUGACAAAGUUAUACAACAAAUAAAAUUUUAUUUAUUAGACCAUAUCACACGACAAUGAUAUACACAAUAUAGUUUUUAUACUUUAUUAUACUCUUUUCUAAACAUACAAUAUAGUUUAUAUACUUUAUUACACUCUUUUAUAAACAUCUAUAUAGUUCCAAAAAUUUACAAAAUCAAAUUUAAUACAAACACUUUAACAAACCAUAUAUAAAAAAAUAAAACUAUAUAUUUUACGUUAAAUUAUUUUUUUAUAGUUUAAAAUAAAAUUUGUUAUUUAAUACAAGAUUAAAAAUUAUUAAAAAAUUUACAAAUCUAUACUACUAAAUUAGCCAAAAUCAACCAAGUAAAUCUUAAGGCUCACGAGUUCAACAAAUGUAAUUCUUAUAAAAUGCACACAAAAUAUAACGUGAGAGAGUAGGUAUGGGCAUCGGGUCUUCUGGUUGGGUACGGAUCGGUUCCUUUUGAUCUAAGUAUUUAAAAUUUUCUGGUUCGGAUUCGGGUCGAUUUCUUUGGGAUCAAAGUCCAUAAUUCAAAUACCUACAAAAUACCUAUAGUUUUUGGGUACGUAACGGUCCAAAUUGGCUUGGGGUUUUUAGGACUCGAAAAAUAUUCAAAGUACCCAAAAAUUAAAAAAAUACUGAAACACAAAAAAAAUCCGAAAACACAAAUAAAUACCUGAAAAAUAUUUAAAUUCCUAAAAAAACCCAAAUUUUACGGUAAAUAUGACAUGAGGAACCUAAGAUACCUAAAAACAUUUCUUCAUACCCAAAAAAACUUGAAUUUUACCCGAAACUAUAAUCGGAAAUCUGGAUCCGAAACUUAAAAAAAUAUUCAUAAUACUGAAAACACAAUCGAAAUACCAAAUACAUAUAUGAAAAAAAUCAAAUAUACCUAAUAUACUUAAAACAUUUAAUAUACUUUGAAUACCCAACUGGGUCUCGGAUAGGACUAGGAAUUGAAUAAAGAUCGCAAGUCGACGAAAAAAUCAAAUAUGUACUUUGCCCUAAAUCCAAACCCAAACCACAACUAUAUUUCUUGAUUGAUUUUGGUUUGGUUUUUCGGACCCGGUGAAAUAUCUAAGACUAAAAAGAAUUAUAUAAUAGUGUACAUACAAAUAUUAUAUAAACUAAUAUAUUUUGAAUACCCAAAUGGAUCUCAGAUAGGAUUAGGAAUCGGACAAAGACCGCAAGUCGGAGAAAAAAUCAAAUAUGUACUUUGCCCUAGAUCCAAACCCAACUAUAUUUUUUGGUUGAUUUUGGUAUGGUUUUUCGGAUCCGGUGAAACAUCUAAGACUAAAAAGAGUUAUAUAAUAGUGUACAUACAAAAUAUUAUAUAAACAAAUUCACACAUUAUAUAAUUUUAAACAAGUGCCCUUCUUCGAUAUAAUGACUUUGUAAGAGAAUAAUGUACGCCAAUUCUAAAAUACUAAUUCACAAAUUUUGUUUAUAAUCCAAAGAAGAAUCCGCGCUUUCGAAGCGCGGAUCAAAAUCUAGUGUAGUUUAUAAUUUUGUAUCAUUUGCAUGUUCCGAGAAAAAUAGCAAGACCUUUUUCUCUAGAACACACGGAACUUGUAACUAGUAAUGGAAACGGUCCAAAAUAUCCUAGAAAAUGGCCAGCCAAUACCUUCCUAGAAUUCAAUAUUCCUUAUAUACAGGGAGGAGGACAACAAAUCAAAUAAAAACAAAGUCAAGUCAAACAAACGAAGGUCAAAAUUGAAAUAACUUUCAAAAUUCAAGGCUAAUAAAAAUCCAAAUUACGUGACAGCCACCACCAUGAUGUUUAUUUAAAUACCCGAACAUACUUUCUUUUGGCAUCUAUGGUCUUCUCCUAUACAAACUCUCUCUACUCAAUCGCUCAUGCAGACACUUACGCCUAACAUCGAGUUAUUCCACGCGAAACGAAGACAUUUCACAUGCAGUACUCAAACCUCGACCUUCAUCCCGACAAAGCCACUUUCUGUUUUCCCGGCGACGAAAAAAAACCGAGAACAUCUCAUAAACCUUGAAAAUGUUCUCAAGACCUCGUCAACCUCUACAGAUAACUUCAACGUCAAUGUAUCUUCUCGCCAAGACAAGACGACGACGUUACUCGGAGGUUUGAACUUGGCGAGACUCUGGCCUCAGAUGAAAGCCGCCGUCGAAGAAAUGUCCCCGAAAAAUCUGAAACGGCUACAAAGACUUCUCUCGAAAUCAUCAGAAGAGCGUUCGCCGAAGAAUAAACUCGGGUCUAAAUGGCGGGAGCUACACGGGUCGAACAACUGGGCCGGGUUGCUGGAUCCACUAGACGAGGAUCUCAGGCGAGAGCUUGUCCGUUACGGAGAGUUUGUACAGGCGUCUUAUCACGCGUUUCAUUCGGACCCCGAAGGUUCGCCGAGAGACGUAGCCUUACCCGACGGGUCUUACAAAGUGACGAAGAGUCUUUACGCCACGUCAUCCGUUCGUUUGCCUAAGUGGAUUGAUGACGUGGCACCUGAUCUAAGGUGGAUGACAAAGCAGACGAGCUGGGUUGGAUACGUGGCGGUCUGCGACGAUCCAAAGGAGAUCCGACGGAUGGGGAGGAGGGAGAUCGUCAUCGCGCUCCGCGGAACCGCCACGUUGCUCGAGUGGUCAGAGAAUUUCAGGCCCAAUCUCGUUUCGAUGCCCGAGCCCAAACCCGAUCCAUCCGACCCAACUCGGCCCAAGGUGGAGUGCGGAUUCAACAGCCUCUACACAACGGGUAGCCAACACGCGCCUAGCCUCGCCGACUCUUUGGUGGCGGAGAUCAGCAGACUCGUCGAGCUAUACGCAGGAGAGGAGCUGAGCAUAAGCGUCACCGGUCACAGCCUCGGCGCCGCCAUCGCUCUCCUAGCCGCCGACGAUAUCGCGGAUCGUGUUCCGCACGCGCCUCCGGUGUCGGUGUUCUCAUUCGGCGGACCUCGCGUCGGAAACAGGGAGUUCGCCGAUCGGCUGGAUUCGAAAGGAGUGAAAGUCCUCCGCGUCGUGAACAGCCAGGACGUGGUGACGAAAGUUCCCGGAAUAUUCGCCGAUAAUGAUAAGAACAAGCAGGGGCAGAAUCGUAAUAACGGGGGUAUAAGGGAGAUGGUGGAGAGGAACAAUCCAUGGGCUUACUCGCACGUGGGAGCUGAGCUGCGCGUGGACAUGAAGAUGUCUCCGUAUUUGAAACCUAACGCUGACGUGGCGUGCUGUCAUGACUUGGAGGCGUACUUGCACUUGGUCGACGGGUUUUUAGCUUCGAACUGUCCGUUUCGGACAAACGCGAAACGGAGUUUGAGGAAGCUGUUGGAUGAGCAACGGUCCAACGUCAAGGUUUUGUAUACAGGAAAGUCUUUGAGACUCAACCGUGGAACUGUUCUUGAUUACGGGGAUGUUUUGCCAAGUCCGUCGUCAUGAAUUUUUCUUAAUACUUUCAAAACAUUGUUUUAUUCUUUAUGAUGAUAUUUUAUUUUAUUAUUUGGGCGGUGAAAAACCUAUGUGUUUUAUUUAUUUAUUUAUUAUGACAUAUAUCUAUCGCAAUUGGCCAGUUAAAUCCAAAUGUUGUUGUGGUACUAUGUGCGAUGUUAAAGUUGUGUAAUGGAGACUUUU